This is a messenger RNA of Sinocyclocheilus anshuiensis, 1199 nucleotides long. RefSeq names its product heat shock protein beta-1-like. The coding region runs from base 117 to 872 and encodes 251 amino acids. The record is from RefSeq and is a predicted model, not a curated record. The transcript has 3 exons. Gene Ontology annotation, cellular component: nucleus; cytoplasm. NCBI's taxonomy places the organism in Eukaryota, Metazoa, Chordata, Actinopteri, Cypriniformes, Cyprinidae. Gene Ontology annotation, biological process: response to heat; negative regulation of apoptotic process; protein refolding.
GUUCAACCAUCCAGGAAAGGAACGGUGCCGGCUUUGGGAAGGCCUUUGCCUUGGAUUCCAUUCUCGUGCGAGGCCGUCCGUGAAUAGACAUUCUAGUCACUUCUAUAAAUAUCUGGAUGGGAGGGGGUUGCAUUAGUGUGGAAAGGGGAGUGUCGACUGAGAACGUUCUUAUAAAUCUCAGCACUUCCAAACAGGACACAGCACUUUCCAGAAAACUUUCAGAGCAAGAACAAACUUCAGCCAUGGCCGAGAGACGCAUUCCCUUCAGCUUCAUGCACAGCCCAUCCUGGGACCCUUUCCGCGACUGGUACCAGGGCAGCCGGGUCUUCGAUCAAGCUUUCGGGAUGCCGCCCUUCUCUGAGGAGAUGCCCACUUUCCCCACCACACACUGGCCCGGAUACAUUCGGCCCUUUGGAUUUCCCGAAAUGUCCCCUUUAAUGCAGAGCCCAAUGGCUCCGAUGUCGCCCUCUGUGACCAUGAUGCACCCCCCGAACUACAGCCGGGCCCUGUCCCGACAGAUGAGCUCAGGAAUGUCUGAGAUAAAGCAGACGCCGGAUGCCUGGAAAAUCAGCCUGGAUGUCAAUCACUUUGCCCCAGAGGAGCUGACGGUGAAAACCAAAGAUGGGGUGGUGGAGAUCACCGGCAAACAUGAGGAGAGGAAGGAUGAACAUGGCUUUGUGUCCAGAUGUUUUACCAGGAAAUACACUCUGCCCUCUGGUGUGGACUCUGAGAAGAUCACCUCCUCUCUGUCUCCUGAGGGCGUCCUGACCAUUGAAGCUCCUCUGCCCAAACCUGCCAUCCUGGGCUCUGAAAUCAACAUCCCUGUUAACACAGGCAGCGCAGUGACUGCUAGCACGACAAAGAAGCCCUGAGCACUACGACACACACACACACACACACACACACACACACACACACACACACACACACAGACAGACAGACAGGCAGAUCACAACGGUACUUUGAGCUUGUUCACAAAAGCAAAUUCCAUUUUAAUGUCUUGCAACUUCUAGUCUUUGUAAACUACAGGUAUGAGAGGAUGGAUUCCCAUAGUGCAUUCCCAUCUCAUUUUUUACAUCACUCCUUUUCAUCCUUGUCUCCUUUCUCAUCCUCCUCUCUUCUACUUGUAGUAAAUCACAACCACUGUGUACACACCAAUCUCUAGAAAACAUGCUCAUAUUUCACCCCUAAAUCAAAAA